AUGGCAUGUGGCAGCUCCGUCGACGAGUUUGUGCAUUACCGCGGCGAGCUGCAAAACGUGCGCUGGGAGGAGUCGCCGCUCGCCGGAAGCGCUCGCUGGACCGCGCUCCGCGCAGUCGCGGGCGGUGGUGCGCCUGCGCCGGCUGGCGCCAGUGGUGGUGGGUUUAGUUGCGGGUGGGACGACGUGGACGACGGUCCCGCGGAGGACGAUCCGUCGUGGCACGCCUUUGACGAGCUGCGAGACGCGGAGGAGACCUCCGGCAAGCCCGGCGCGGGCGGCCGCAAGCUCACUCGGAAGGAGCGCGAGAAGAAGCGGGAUGAGGAGCAGCUGCGCGAGGCGCGCGAGUCGAUCCGCAAGCGCGGGUGGACGGAGAACGAGGUCAAGUGGCGCUCCUGGCUCGCGCGGCGCGGCCACGACGUGAUGGUCAACGACUGGAACCUCUACCGCCACAUCGACGGCGAGUGCACUCCGCCCUCACGCGACCCGUUCUGGCUCAACGCAAACGACAAGCCGCUCCCCGACUACGAGGCGGGCAACGACGGUCCGAACGAGGAGGCGGAGCCGCCGAUGACCAACCUGAUGGGCGAGGUGAUCAAGCCCAAGUACGAGCCGCCGCGCAUCCGCACCCUGCCGGCGCUCUGGUCGGACGUCGACGGCGCGCGGCUCGCGGAGGAGUGCCUUGGCCGGAAGGCGGAGGCGUACUGCUGGCGGCAGACGACCUCGAUGGUGUACCUCGAGGUGCGGGUGCCCGAGGGCACGCCCGCGCGCGACCUCCGCGUCGAGAUGCGGCCCUCGCACCUCCGCGUGUCUGUCGGCUCUGCGGCGCCGCUGCUCGACGAAGAGCUGCACAUGCGCAUCUACGUGGGCUCGAACGCGGACGACCAGUCCUCGGUGUGGGAGCUGCAGGACCGGCGCUGCCUCGUCUUCCACCUCGUCAAGUGGCACCGGCUCGAGGCGGGCAACGUGCGCGACGCCUCCCGCACCUGGUGGAGGCAGUGCUUUGCGUCGGAAGAGCCCUUCGAGAACAAGGUGCCGACCAACGCGUACUACGACACGCGCAAGGAGGAGAGGAGGUGA
Messenger RNA from Emiliania huxleyi CCMP1516, 1077 nucleotides. RefSeq lists its product as hypothetical. The record is from RefSeq and is a predicted model, not a curated record. NCBI's taxonomy places the organism in Eukaryota, Haptophyta, Isochrysidales, Noelaerhabdaceae. The coding region runs from base 1 to 1077 and encodes 358 amino acids. Gene Ontology annotation, biological process: protein folding. The transcript has a single exon. Gene Ontology annotation, cellular component: cytoplasm.